AUGGCACCCUCGCCUUCACUUGGCCGUGAGAGCGUCCCGUGUGACAGAUCACCCAUAGAACGAGAUAAACUCACAACUAUUUCUAAUAAAACAUUGCCACCAAACUCCGCUACAAACAACGUUGAUAUUGACAACGAUCUACGACGCCAAGUGGGUCGAUUGGUGGUUGACACGCAACAGACCAUCGACUCAAACUUGUCGCUUUUUCGCAUGGGUUUUUUGGUGACAUUAGCGGCUUCAAUUGCAGUUUCUGUACGACUAAGUGGUCUACUAAAUCGCGUCAACAAUGUGGACGAAAUUCCGUCGUGGCAGUUCAUGCGACGAAAGAAGCUGCGAGUGCGGAUGAUCCGGCAAUCGCGACAGGAUCCAAGCGUCUUUUACGUGUAUCAUACGCCAUUUUUGAGACGCACAGUGCUACAAGAUAAGUUACCUGAUUGUUUAACUGUUAGCAUUGGCGAUCAAAAAUCCAGUGACUUGAUUGCCGUUAGACCUUUUGGUGUGCAAGUUGACGAGAGCUCCGAGGAGUGGGUCUGGUCCAACUUUGUGUCUUCGCAUCGCUCCUUAACGAUUCAACUCUUACGACGGAUUAAAGUCAUAGACAGUGAGAGUGUCGCGUUGUGUAAUAUUGCACUGAAGAGACCACCGAUGCGAAAAGAUUUUGCUCAAGAGCUGGUAUCCUACGGCUACGCCGAGUGCAUUCCAGAGAAUCUCAAGAACUAUGAAAAUGGAUCAAACACGGCAAUAUCAAGUCUCUUGCAGCGUCUCAAAAACCUUGAGGCGGCUCAGAAGCAUGCUCAGACUAUGCAGUACGGCAUCUGGAAGAAUUGGCAAGAAAAUAAACUCUCUGACCGCGUAUUCUCCGCAAGCAAACGAGCUACAGCCAAAGGAUUAAAGAAACUUAUUAAUAGUAUUUACCGUUAA
Peronospora belbahrii is the source of this 921-nucleotide messenger RNA. NCBI's taxonomy places the organism in Eukaryota, Oomycota, Peronosporomycetes, Peronosporales, Peronosporaceae. The record is from the annotation of a GenBank genome assembly.